UGCUCUGGUCAUCUCCAGAGUCUGUCCAAGGAUGCAUGUUUCUGGAGUGAUUUCUGCAGUUUUACUGCUUAUUCCAGGCAUCAUAGCUCAGCAGAUCUCCGAUGAUGCCAUUUACCUUGUGGCUGUGACCUCCCAGGCUGAAGGGGGCACCACGGAGACACUAUGUGUCACAGUCAAACCCCGUCGAUUCGUUCAACUGGAUGUGACCCUGGAAUAUAACGAAAUCUCCACCACUAUUCUGAAGGAACGGUUUAUAAUACAAGAAUACUACAAGUGCGUCACAUUUCAGGUUCCUGUCGUAAGCGUGGAAUCAGUGGCAGAUAUUACCAUUCAGAUUAAAGGGAGGACAUCGCAGAAAAAGACGACAAAGAUUCUCAUCAGACCUCCGGCUAAACUGAUCAUCAUCGAGACCGACAAACCCAUCUACAAACCGGGACAAAUGGUGAAGUUCCGCGUCGUCUCUCUGGAUUCCAAUUUCUUCACCAACAACCGGACGUUUCCAAGAAUAGACCUGCGGGACCCGAACUCAAACCGUAUUGGUCAGUGGUUGGACGUGUCGACGAACAGCGGUUUUGUGGAUCUGUCUUAUCCCAUAAACUCUGAGGCCACAAACGGAUUUUAUGUCAUUACUGUCUGGGACAACAACCGUGACGAGAUCGCAGAAACCUUCGAAGUCAAGGACUACGUGCUGCCGAAGUUUGAGGUGACGGUGGAACUUCCUCCAGUUAUAACCAUCCUGGAGACGUCCGCUACCCUGAAAGUGUGUGCAAAAUAUACGUAUGGGAAGCCUGUGAUUGGUACAGUGAGGGCGAGGGUCUGCCAUAACAGUUACAGUUACUGGGGUUUCAUACGAGGAAGCCCACCACCACCAGACAUCUGCAAAAAUUACACCCUGCAGACUGACAGGACGGGAUGUGCACAACAUGUUUUAAGUCUGAAUGAGUUUGACAUAAGGAAUUCACGCUAUCAAAGAACACUCACUGUUCAGACCGAGGUGGAAGAAUCCGGCACUGGUGUGAUUAUGCAGGGUUCAGGAAACUCUCAAAUAACAAAUAAUAUGGUCAUGAUUUCAUUUGUCGAUUCACCAACAACCUAUAAGCCUGGAAUGAUGUAUGAAGGAAAGAUCGAAGUGACCGACCCGAACUCCAAUCCCGUGAAAAAGAAACCCGUAUAUCUGACUCUCAAUUACGGCAAUAAUAUAAACUCAGUUCAGACGCUGGUUACAAAUGACGACGGGAUCGCAUCGUUUUCCUUCGACGCCAAACCAUGGGGUCAGCAGCAAGUCAGUUUAAAGGCACAAUAUGAAAAGACUGAGAAACCAGUUCUAUUUGAAGAUAAUCAGCUCAACCCAUACUACCCCACCGCCUACCUCACUCUUCAGCCGUUCUACUCCAAGAGCCAGAGCUUUAUUGAACUGAAGAGCAUCUCAGAGCCUUUCAGCUGUGAUGGAAUUGCUCUUGUUACGGCUCAGUUUGUGAUAAAAGACUCAUUCAGACCCUGGGAUCCAUUCGAACUACCCGUUGACCCAAUCAAGCCAUCCAUUAAGCCCAUCAAACUACCCAUUGAGCCUACCGAGCCACCCAUUGACCCUAUCAAACUACCCAUUGAGCCUACCGAGCUACCCAUUGACCCUAUCAAACUACCCAUUAAGCCUAUCAAACUACCCAUUAAGCCUAUCAAACUACCCAUUAAGCCUACCAAGCCACCCAUUGACCCUAUCAAACUACCCAUUCAGCAACGCAAACUACCCUUUGACCCAAUCGAACUACCCUUUGACCCAAUCAAGCCACCCAGUCCCAGAUAUGUCAAGAUUGCCUUCUACUACAUGGUGAUGUCCAGAGGACACCUGGUUCAACAAGGGCAUGUCUUGUUGAGCAUCAGCCCUAGAGGAGAUGAGCUCAGAGGUAGAGUGCUUUUCUCACUGAAGAAUGUAGAAAAGAUGUCUCCAGUCGCUCAGGUGGUCCUGUACACACUCCUUCCCAAUGGUGAAGCUGUGGCAGACAGCAGGAACUACGCCGUUCAGCUAUGUUUGCCUAACAAGGUGUCUCUGAAUUUCAAGUCUCCUUCUGAGCUUCCUGGUGAGCAGACGUCACUGACCCUGAGAGCCGCUCCAGGUUCACUAUGUUCAGUGAGAGCCAUUGAUAAAAGUCUGCUGCUGCUGCAACCGGAGAAAGACGUCACCAUCGAAUCUGUGUUCGCAAUGCUGCCUUUCCAGAUGUUAUCAGGAUAUCCCUACAAGAUCGAUGAUGAGGAUUUAUACCCAUGCGUGAGGAAGCCACCUCCCCUUGAACUCCAGAGAAUAUCAAGAUCGAUUCCUUAUUUUCCUAUCUAUGAAAAAGUCGACGUGUACAACGUCUUUAAAGAUGUUGGGAUCAAGAUUCUGACCAAUGCUGAUAUCAGAAGCCCUUCUGUGUGCCCUGAUAUUUUACCAUAUUUUAGGAAACCAGGCAUAGAACAACCGGCUGCCUUUGAAAAAGAGGCUACUUUAGCUGAGAGCAGUCCUGCCGAACCAGUUGUUACCAUCCGCAAAUAUUUCCCAGAGACAUGGGUUUGGGAUCUCGUUUCAGUCAGUUUGUAUGGAGUGAAAUCCCUUACGAAAACAGUCCCGGACUCCAUCACUACGUGGCAGGCUGAUGCAUUUUGUACGUCGCCCAUUGGGUUCGGAGUCGCCCUGAAAGCUGAGCUCACUGCCUUCCAGCCUUUCUUUGUGAGCCUCACCAUGCCAAGCUCCGUCAUCCGAGGAGAAGUGUUCACACUCAAGGCCACUGUCUUCAACUAUCUCCAAAGCUGUAUGAUGGUGAAGGUGGUUUUGGCUGACUCGAAGCAGUUCUCAGUGCAAAAGGUGAAGAACAGCGUUUACACACGCUGUCUGUGUGCUGACGAGAGCUGGACCGUCUCCUGGAUCAUCACACCGCUGGUUCUGGGGGAGGUGACCAUCGAGGUAUCGGCGGAGGCUGUGAAGUCGUCGGUUCUGUGUGGCAAGAGUGCAGUUGAUGUACCACAGAAAGGACGCAUCGACACAGUCAUUAAGACACUACUAGUGCAGGCUGAAGGAACCAAAAAGUAUAAAACCUACAAUGAGCUUCUCUGUCCAUCAGGCAGUACAGUUGAGGAAACAGUCUCACUAACCCUGCCCAAGAUCAUGGUGGAUGGUUCGGCCACGGCUUCCGUCUCCGUUGUGGGAGAUCUGAUGGGCCGAGCUCUACAGAACUUGGCGAGUCUCCUGGCGAUGCCAUACGGCUGUGGAGAGCAGAACAUGCUGCGCUUUGCCCCCAACAUCUAUAUCCUGGACUACCUGGAGAGCACCAACCAGCUCACACCUGAGACCAGGAGCGAAGCGGAGAACUACCUCAUUACCGGAUAUCAGAGAGAGCUGACCUACAAACACAAUGAUGGAUCUUACAGUGCUUUUGGGAUGAGCGAUAAAUCCGGAAACACAUGGCUGACGGCGUUCGUGAUGAAGUCUUUCGGACGCGCGAGCCGAUACAUCUAUAUAGAUCAAGUGUAUGUGGAACAGGCGAAGACCUGGCUCGGUCAACAGCAGCAGGAUAACGGAUGUUUUGCCUCAGUGGGACAACUCUUUCACACCGACAUGAAGGGAGGAGUGAAUGAUGAGGUGACCCUCACAGCGUACAUCACGGCUGCAAUGCUGGAACUCAAUUAUACAAUUACAGAUCCUGUGGUGAAAAAUGGUAUUAAAUGCUUGAGGAAUGAAUACACCAAGGUGGCCUCCACCUACGCCAAGGCUCUCCUCUUCUACACCUUCACUCUAGCUGAAGAUCAGAGCAUGAGGAACACACUCAUCUCAGAGUUGGAUGCAGUGGCUAUAGUCUCAGAGAACAGGAGAUACUGGAGCUCAGUGAACAGUGGGUUCAGGAUGGCAUCUCUGGAGGUGGAGACGACCUCGUAUGUACUCCUGGCUCUGAUGUCUGGACCCCAGCUCUCCGGGUUUAGUCGGAGUUACAGCAUCAGCAUUGUCUACUGGCUUUCUCAGCAGCAAAAUGCCUUUGGAGGCUUCUCUUCUACACAGGACACUGUCGUGGCUCUCCAGGCUCUGGCGAAAUACAGUCAAAUCACCUACAGUCCAGCAGGAUUUGUUUCUGUUACUAUAAAAUCACCAUCAGGGCUGAUUACCUCAUUUACCGUCACUCAGACUAACCGGUUGCUGUAUCAGCAGAGUCAGCUGAAGGAGGUUCCUGGAGAUUACAGAAUCCAAGCAGAAGGGAAAGGCUGUGUGUACGUGCAGUUCACUGUGAGCUACAAUAUCCCUCCUCCUCCUGAUCGCUCAUCAUUCAGCAUCUCAGCCUCAGCAUCUGGAAACUGCAGGGUCCCAAAUCCAGUUCUGACUGUAGCCAUUACUGUCAUGUAUAACGGUAAACGACCGAGUACCAACAUGGUGGUCAUCGAAGUCAAGCCUCUUUCUGGAUUCAGUGCAGACGAGACAUCUGUGACGCUUAAGGAAGGCGAUUCCAAUUCGUCUGACGGAGUUGUGAAACGUGUGGAGAAAACUGAUGGCACAGUCAUCAUCUAUCUAGAUGGACUGACGAAGGGAAAGGAAAAAGUGUACUCCCUGACGCUCGUGCAGGAUGAUGAAGUGCAGAACCUGAAACCAGCUGUUGUGAAAAUUUACGACUACUAUGAGCCCGGUGACAUGGCUGUAACUGAAUACCCCUCGCCGUGUCCAGUUCAGUGAGAUGAUCUGAGAAAGAGUACAGCAAGAGAGUUUCCUCCCUUUGGCUAGUUUUCUGUCUGUUUCACAUUUAUCGGCAAACUUUCACAAACUUAAGUAACUAAUGAAGAAUAUUAGCAUGCUUGGUUUGGUUCUAUUUUUUCUGAUUUCUUGCCCUUAUGUUCAACUUCAAUAAUCAAAAUCACUUUUGGUGUUUUUGGUGCCUAUGACUUUCUAGUAUAUAUCAUGGACUGAAAAAUUAUUUGUAGACGUAAUGUCACUUCAUAAGGCAAUUUUAUGACCGGUUACAAAUUUUAAUCUAUAAAAAUUAUAGAUUAAAUUUUUUUAAUCGAUUUUAUUCAUUUUCUUUUUGGUCUUGCAAGGUUUGAAAGCACUUUGAUUGACUUCUUUGGGUUUGUGAAUUUCUCCACAGGAACCUCUUCUUAUUUCUCUCUCUUUGAAAACUGAUGGACAAGUGAAAUGCCAAUGCAUAUAAAAAAUAUAUUAAUAAAUUCUCCAAUAAUC
Molecule: messenger RNA, 5194 nt
Organism: Neoarius graeffei (lesser salmon catfish)
Lineage: Eukaryota; Metazoa; Chordata; Actinopteri; Siluriformes; Ariidae
Product: alpha-2-macroglobulin-like protein 1
Exons: 35
Coding region: 32-4693 (1553 amino acids)
Cellular component (GO): extracellular region
Molecular function (GO): endopeptidase inhibitor activity
Source: RefSeq, a predicted model, not a curated record